AUGACCCUCCGCUUGGCCCGCUUGUGCCGUCUCCCGCUGCGAUCGUGGCGAGCCAUGAGCGCUCCCUCCAACUUCAACAGCGUUUCCUCUACAUCCACGUCUUUUUCCAGCUCUCACCGCCCCUCGGAGGGCUCAGGAAUCGCUGAAAACCCUUUGGCGACGAAAGUCCGACGGCACCAGAGCCAUUUACCAGGCGAGCAGCCGCUCCCAGACGCUAAUAAGGAGUCGCAGAGCGGUGGAGAUGACGACCGAGGAGGCCCCAGGACGCUGGACCAGCUGCAGCUGCGGGUUCUGUCCAAGGACGAGCACUUUGUGGUGCUCAACAAGGGGCCGGACGAGCGGAUGGACGGCGAGUUCGACGUGACGCUCGAGAAGGCGCUGGCGAGGGAUUUCCCGGACGUCCCCAAAUUCCGGUGGAUCCACCAACUUGACUUUGCAACGUCGGGUGUUUUGGUUGUGGGAGCUACGAAAGAAGCUACGGCGACGGGCUGUAGGCUUUUCCGCGAGAAGCAGGUGCAGAAGGAGUAUCUAGCGGUGGUGCGGGGCCACCUGCCGUUCAACCCGGCGGAUAGCGUCGACAGAUCGGGUGUGCCUGCCAAGGCCUGCACCUUUUCGAAGCUGGGAUUGUUGAUUCAAGACAUGGAGGAGAUGGAGCGGCUCAGGAAUCAGCAGCGCGGAACGAGGACUCACCAGAAAAUGGCCGAUUACCCGCGAGGAGCUCGUCAUGGGCCAAAUCUGUUCACAAUGGAGCAAGCACGCUUGCUGCGUGAAAGCCAAGGUGGCCCCAGAGGGGAGUUGGCAUUCACGAAGAUGACGUGGCACGACUUGACCCAAGAGGAGAAGGACGCUUACACCGAAAAGGCCAAGGAAGACAAGCAGCGGUUCCUGCGUGAGUUCAGCGAAUUUCUUAGCAACGAAAAGGUUCGGCUCGCUCGCAAGCGCAAAUACGAGUGUCUCGAUCCUGACAACAGCGAGGAAAAGAAUGAGCCCGUUGCGUACAUCUUCGACGCGCCGAUCAUCGAGCCUCAUCGGAGUACCGGAGUUUUUCGAAUGCAGGUGUGUACUGACACCAACACCACAGCGAAGCAGUCCACCACGAUCGCGUUUGUAUUGGGUCACGCAACGUACAAGGGCGACCCAGUUACCAAGGUGCUGCUACGCCCUCUGAAUGGCCGUAGACACCAGCUGCGACUUCAUUGUGCGCACCACGGCUUUCCGAUCGCGGGUGACUUAAGGAGAUAG
Phytophthora sojae is the source of this 1242-nucleotide messenger RNA. Its product is annotated as pseudouridine synthase. The record is from RefSeq and is a predicted model, not a curated record. The coding region runs from base 1 to 1242 and encodes 413 amino acids. Gene Ontology annotation, biological process: pseudouridine synthesis. The transcript is spliced from 6 exons. Gene Ontology annotation, molecular function: pseudouridine synthase activity; RNA binding. Lineage: Eukaryota; Oomycota; Peronosporomycetes; Peronosporales; Peronosporaceae.